AUGACCUUUAAAUCCAUCAACAGAGCGGAGACUGCAUCGGCGACUCGUUUGACGCAGGCUUUUGUUUCGCUCGAACUGUUUGCUGUUUAUUUCAAUUGGGCUCUCGAUCUCACGCAACACAACGAUGAUAAUGUGAAAUUCGCAUUGCUGGUGACGAGUUGGGUGGUUUAUGGAAUCUUCGGCCUUGUUCUUCUCAUCAAUAUCUUUACGAAAGCUUCCGCCACAAAUGAGACAAGUGCUCUUGGUCUCAACUUGAACAUACUCCACUCGCUGAUUCCCGUGCUUUUGCUGCUGUUGGGUGAUGGGAUGGCGCCUGGAGUGGCGAUUUUUACCUUUUUGACCCUUCGACUUCCCACUGUUGUACAUCAUGAGCUUUUGCAAGCUGCUGACACAUUGCUUUUGGCCCUUGGCUUUUACUUCUUGGGACAUUCACCGACUUUGACUGCUAUUCCAUGGACAGCCGCUUUUGUGGGAAUUUCCGGAGCAUGGGGUUGGAGAAUUUUACCAGCAUUGCUUAUUCUCUCUCACUUGUAUGCAUCAACUCUACUUGUUUGUGCAAGGCUUCUAAUUCAGCAACCGGUAAACACUUCGUUAUUGAUCGCCACCGUUGCCGUUCGAGCAUUGGCUUCUUCGGCAGCUUGCGCCAUUUUACGAAGACAUUUAAUGGUUUGGAAGAUCUUUGCGCCUCGUUUCAUCUUCGAAUCGAUCGGCUUCCUCGUGCUUCUCGGCGUGGUUUCAAUCUUCAGCUUUUUAAGGAGACGCUUCAUUGUU
This is a messenger RNA of Mesorhabditis belari, 771 nucleotides long. NCBI's taxonomy places the organism in Eukaryota, Metazoa, Nematoda, Chromadorea, Rhabditida, Rhabditidae. The record is from the annotation of a GenBank genome assembly.